This is a messenger RNA of Gavia stellata (red-throated loon), 1005 nucleotides long. It is a transcript of the gene SS18L2, whose product is annotated as SS18 like 2. Gene Ontology annotation, cellular component: nucleus. NCBI's taxonomy places the organism in Eukaryota, Metazoa, Chordata, Aves, Gaviiformes, Gaviidae. The transcript is spliced from 3 exons. The coding region runs from base 2 to 235 and encodes 77 amino acids. Gene Ontology annotation, molecular function: transcription coactivator activity. The record is from RefSeq and is a predicted model, not a curated record. Gene Ontology annotation, biological process: positive regulation of transcription by RNA polymerase II.
CAUGUCGGUGGCGUUCGUGCCGGAGCGGCUGCGCGGGAAGGCGGAGGUGAACCAGGAGACGCUGCAGCGGUUGCUGGAGGAGAACGACCAGCUGAUCCGGUGCAUCGUGGAGUACCAGAGCAAGGGCCGGGCCACCGACUGCGUGCAGUACCAGCACAUCCUGCAUAGAAACCUCAUUUAUUUAGCUACAAUUGCUGAUGCGACGCCACCCAGCACGCAGAAGACCGUAGACUGACUGCACAUGCCUGGACACGAGCAGUGAUGCUUUAAGAAUUUGUAGAAAUAUGUAGUUUAGAGUCCCACUGUGAGAGCUGAGAAGUUGUGGUCUCGAAAGGCAGGUAAAAAGUCAUCCAUACUUCUAUGUUAAAAAUGUGAAUGUAGUUUGUCAUGUAAUACUAGGCUAGCUUUUUUCCCCAUUACUGUCAGCAGAACUUAAGCGUGAUAGUUACCACACUCCCUUUUUCCCUCUGAAAACCUCCAUGUAGGAUACUCUUGAAAAUAGCCUGGUUGUCAGGACCGCACUACCAGAGAUGCUUUUGGAGAACUCUUGCAGUCUCAUUGAAGCAGAGACUGUUUCACGACUAAGGCUGUGUAACAACAGGGUCAGCAUUUAGCUAGGUAACUUCUACCUCCAGCAUGACAAAGUCAGUCAUACAUUGCCAUAUAUAUAUAAGCAGUACACUUUUGUAUCUUGUAUCAUAGGAAUUGUGCUUAAUAAACUAAAGAAAGAUAUUCUUUGUAAAUUAUAGUAUAUUCUGGAUUAAUGUAACAUGUUAAUGAAGGAGUGGCUCAGUAAUUUAGUGAAACAGAAAUGUUAACUUUUAUAGGAAAGAUGGAACUGUCGCGUACAUUAGAGCAAUUAAGUGCAGGGGAGAAAUCCAGCCUCUACUUCAGUGAGAAGGCUGUGCGUUUGCCCCAGUUGUGUCAAGACUUUUCCUUUUUUGCUUGCAAUGCUCUGUACUGUAGAUUCUGUAAACAAGUAAAGUCUUGCAUCAUCAAAAUGGA